This is a messenger RNA of Puntigrus tetrazona (Sumatra barb), 1622 nucleotides long. Its product is annotated as deformed epidermal autoregulatory factor 1 homolog. Gene Ontology annotation, biological process: positive regulation of transcription by RNA polymerase II. Gene Ontology annotation, molecular function: RNA polymerase II cis-regulatory region sequence-specific DNA binding; DNA-binding transcription activator activity, RNA polymerase II-specific. The record is from RefSeq and is a predicted model, not a curated record. Lineage: Eukaryota; Metazoa; Chordata; Actinopteri; Cypriniformes; Cyprinidae. The coding region runs from base 115 to 1374 and encodes 419 amino acids. The transcript has 10 exons.
CGACUAGACUAGAAUCUAGUCUGAUGGGAGUGUUUCAUUUAGUUUCUCUUUAGUGUUGUGGUGGUUUGAAGUGCAGCCAGGUUCAUUUCUGUCUUUUACAGGUACCCAAAAGAGAUGGAUGGUAAGUCAUCCAUAGAUUUAGAGCAGGAUUCGGACAGCUCUUCAGGAUCUGACUGGAUGAGUGAAAUGGAAAAAAGUAAAGGAAGACAAGGAGGAAAAAGAAAGAUUAGGGAACAAGAUGACAAGGAGAAGGAAACGUAUUCCAACAAGAAGAUAAGCGCUAGAAGUAAAAGCAAUACUGGCCUAAUCAAAGUCUUUCAGGAGGCCAGAAAUAAGAUAAAACUAACUGUCCGUUGCGGAAAAAUGACUGGUCUUAUAUACAAAAAAAAGUAUGAGAAUGGAGAGAAGUGUGUUUUAUGUAAAGGGCAUUGGUUUACACCCAGACAGUUUGAGAAGUUUGGAGGAAAAGGAAAUAACAAGAAGUGGAAGAGCAGCAUCUAUUACAAGUCAUCAAACGGCCUUCAACAAGUGCAGUUAGAGAAACUCAUACAGAAUAGGUGUCUGCCACAGUAUGGAUAUCUGAGGAAGUCAUCUAGACAGACAGAUGUGUGUGGUGCAUACUCAUCACCUCAGCAAAGUGUGACACGAAGGAAGACACUCAACCACACAAAAUAUUUCACUGGCAGUAAGGAAAGUAAUCGCAGAAAUAAUAAUGAAAUGCCCGCGUGUGGAAAUGAAGAGGACACAGUGAGGAAGAGAACAAUUCAGCUGGACAGUUCUUCAGAUGAGUCCAUAUCUGUUGCUGAAAGAGUCAAACUGAACAGGAGGGAACCUGUGAAUUCAAUUGAAACUGUUGGUAAAAAAAUCACAGAACAUAUAGGAUCUACUUCAAAUAAUAGAGAUUCACCUGCACCUCCCACUGAAGCUCCAGGACCUGCUGUAUCUUCUGUUGUAGAGGAGCCUGAUCAGACCACAGAUGAAGAAGCAGCUCCUCAGAUGAACUUCAGUGGUUCUCCUGUUGAUGCUCCAGAACCUGCUGUAUCUUCUGAUGUAGAGGAGCCUGAUCAGACCACGGAUGAAGAAGCAGCUCCUCAGAUGAACUUCAGUGGUUCUCCUGCUGAAUGGCAGAAACCUGUCACUUCUGAAGGAACUGAGAAGACAGACCAGACGCAGCUGUUUGAAUUUCUGGCAAACCAGUUUAAUACCAUUAACAACACCCUGAAAUCAAUUGAUUUGUCUUUGAAGAAGCUGGUGGAGAAGGAAUCACAAAACACACUGCCUCAAUACAUCAGUCUAACUCCUGCUGUCAUUGAAAACCUCCAGAUUCAGUCCUCAGUCAAGGAGGAGCAAAUCACACAAGUUUUAAAUCAAUGAAGUAGACUUUGACACUGAACAGAGUUAGUACUGAGGAAGCAGGACUGUGAUCUGAGAGGUUAUGGUUUUAAAGACAGCUUCAAAAACUUGUGGUCUAAUUUGAACUUGAACUAGUGGUCUAAUGGUUUUUAAAAAUACAUGUAAGGUAUAUCCAUAGAUAUGUGAUCCCCCAUUUCUUAUAAAAGGCCAAUUCAGAAAUGGAUUUUAAAAAGCAAUCCCAUAUUAAAUUCUGAAUGUUAUGCACCUGU